AUAGCAGAUCGAGCCUAACGUGACAAGAAUCACCUUCUCACUUUUGUGAAGGUCAUAAGGACGAACGGUCAAAAAAAUUUGUUAUUGUAUCAAUAUCAAUUUCAUUAAAUACUAUCAUUAGCUGUAACACAAUCAAACCAAACAUGGGACGAAAAUUUUUUGUCGGUGGAAAUUGGAAAAUGAAUGGGAACAAAAAAGAAAUUGACGAUAUCGUUGCAUUUCUUAAAGCUGGUCCAUUGGACCCUAACGUUGAUGUUGUUGUUGGUGUACCAUCCAUUUAUCUUACAUAUGUAAAAAGCAUUUUGCCUAGUAAUGUUGAUAUUAGCGGUCAGAAUGCAUAUAAAGUAGCUAAGGGAGCUUUCACAGGUGAAAUUAGUCCAGCUAUGCUUCUUGACAAUUCCAUCCCAUGGGUAAUUCUUGGACAUUCUGAACGUAGAAAUGUUUUUGGAGAAACAGAUGAAUUGAUUGCAGAAAAAGUUGCUCAUUCAUUGGAAGCUGGAUUGAAAGUAAUAGCCUGUAUUGGAGAAAAAUUAGAAGAACGUGAAGACGGGAAAACAGAAGAAGUAGUUUUUCGUCAAACAAAAGCUAUUGCAGAUAAAAUUAAAUCAUGGGACAAUGUAGUUCUUGCAUAUGAACCUGUUUGGGCAAUUGGAACAGGUAAAACUGCUACACCUGAACAAGCACAAGAAGUCCAUGAGAAAUUACGAAGCUGGUUUACUAAGAAUGUAAAUGCAAAUGUUGCUGAAACACUUAGAAUUAUUUAUGGUGGAUCCGUAACAGCAGGAAAUGCUAAAGAUUUAGCAAAAGAAAAGGACAUCGAUGGAUUUUUAGUUGGAGGUGCUUCUUUGAAACCAGAUUUUGUACAAAUUGUAAAUGCUAAACAGUGAAUUCAAUGGAUAACAUAUUUUAAUAUUUUAAUGUUUGCUCUUGUCCCAAUUAUAUAUUUAAAGGAUAUAUUUUUAAAACAUGCAUAUUAUCAAAGCAUAUAUUUUCUUAUACUUCAUUACAAUUUUAAUUUCCAAAUUUUAAUUACUAAACAUUAUCUACAAAGCUUAAAUCAUAGUAAUAAAUAUUUUUUGAAACAGCCAUAAAAUAAGAUUUAAAUAUAUAUUUCAUAUAACAUACAUACAUACAUACAUACAUACAUAUAUAUUACAUUGUUGUAAGUUGUUUAAUGAAGAUAUAAUAAAAAUAACAAAGACAUUGUAUAAAUGUUAUACAUCAUAUCUACUUUAUUCAAUUAAACCAUUUGUUAUAAUA
Messenger RNA from Vespa crabro (European hornet), 1260 nucleotides. RefSeq names its product triosephosphate isomerase (gene Tpi). Gene Ontology annotation, cellular component: cytosol. Lineage: Eukaryota; Metazoa; Arthropoda; Insecta; Hymenoptera; Vespidae. The transcript has 3 exons. The record is from RefSeq and is a predicted model, not a curated record. Bases 144 to 887 code for a protein of 247 amino acids. Gene Ontology annotation, biological process: gluconeogenesis; glyceraldehyde-3-phosphate biosynthetic process; glycolytic process. Gene Ontology annotation, molecular function: triose-phosphate isomerase activity.